Perkinsus marinus ATCC 50983 is the source of this 768-nucleotide messenger RNA. RefSeq names its product circumsporozoite protein, putative. Lineage: Eukaryota; Perkinsozoa; Perkinsida; Perkinsidae. The record is from RefSeq and is a predicted model, not a curated record. The transcript is spliced from 6 exons. The coding region runs from base 1 to 768 and encodes 255 amino acids.
AUGAGCAUCUCUUCUCUAGAUCUAGCGAAGGAUACCGAGUUUGUCGAAAACUUCACCGAAGUACACCUCGCCAAUGUUCCUGACGAUGGCUAUGCUGUCAGACCUAACAGGGAGCGAAGAAUCAAGCUCUUCGCCAAGUUACUCCACUGCAAACGAGCUGAUGCUUCGGGUCUUUUCCGGUUCACCAAGGCCAACGAUAAGAAGUAUGAUUUUCCACGGCCGGCGCCAAUACGUGCAGGCCCACCUCCUUUUGUCGGGCAGUAUGCUCGUGACCGACUCAAUAUUUGUUUGUUUUAUCUUGUGUUCCAGAAUCGUCGGGAUGCUGAUCGCAACCAAGGCUUACAAGUUGGCGGCCGAGGCAACGAUGGUCAGGGCGGCCAAGGCAACGAUGGUCAGGGCGGCCAAGGCAACUGUGAUCGGGACCAAGGCAACGUUAGUCAUGGCCAAAGGCACAGGGGUCAAGGCAACAACCCUCAAGGAGAUAGCCUAGACCGCCAGCUCGGUACCAGUGGUCAGCAUCGUGUUCAGGAUAGCGAUGGAUUAGGUGGCGAACAGGCUGAUGGCGGGCGUCGUUCUGGUCAGUGCCAUGAUGAUGAAGAGGGCAAGGGGAAUGAUGACGACGAUGGGCCAGCAUCCAAGCGGGGGAGACUUGAAGAUAAAAAAGCCAACACAGCCGGAGCCGGAGCAUCUGGCAAUCAGGCGGCUGCCAAUGGGCGCGCAGCAGAACCACCAUCGUUGCUUGCCGCUGCCUUUGCCGCAUUGAAUUGA